AGUACAGAGAAUAAAAACAACGUGAUAUUUUCAUUUGGCAGUCGUGCACUUUUUAAAUAAAGUUUGGAACAAUCUUUUGCAGUAUUUUGAAAAAGUAAAGUCUAUACAUAAAAGCCAUGUUAAGUCAAAUAAUAGUAAUAUCAUUUAUCGUCUUAUUAGGUAAGUAAUUUCAAUAAGAGUAGAGUGUUAUUGACCACUGUUAAAGAUAAAAAGCUGUCUAAUUUGAAAAUGAUCUUUUGUUUUAAUUAUUUUCAAUAGCUAGUGCACAGUUAUCCGGUGCAUUAAAUUGUUAUGUGUGCCAACCGAUAGGCGAUUCAAUAAGUUCUGGUACCUAUGGCACUUGCUCGAGUGGCACUGAUGUGGGUACAUCAACAUCCGCUGGUUCCAGUAGUUCAUUUUCAUGUUUUAAGAUCAAAUUGAGUCUUCUUGUAAAAUUUCAUGUUGUGCCAAAAUUAUUGCGAAAAGCAACUUAUACCAACGGUGGUGUUACCACUACAUACAGAGGUUAUGCAGAUCCAACAUAUUGUAGUGUUUCUGCUGUUUUCGAUGAAUUUUCCCUUACUGUUACAAGUAUGAAUUGUUGCAAUAAUGUUGAUUUAUGUAAUGACGCAAAAAUAUUGGAUUAUCAAAAGACAGUAAUAUUUACAUUAUUUAUUGGUAUAGCGUUAUUAAACAUGAUAAUGUUUUAA
Molecule: messenger RNA, 689 nt
Organism: Didymodactylos carnosus
Lineage: Eukaryota; Metazoa; Rotifera; Eurotatoria; Philodinida; Philodinidae
Source: the annotation of a GenBank genome assembly